This is a messenger RNA of Mucor mucedo, 987 nucleotides long. Its product is annotated as Rhodanese-like domain-containing protein. The record is from RefSeq and is a predicted model, not a curated record. Bases 391 to 903 code for a protein of 170 amino acids. NCBI's taxonomy places the organism in Eukaryota, Fungi, Mucoromycota, Mucoromycetes, Mucorales, Mucoraceae. Gene Ontology annotation, molecular function: thiosulfate-cyanide sulfurtransferase activity. Gene Ontology annotation, cellular component: mitochondrion. The transcript is spliced from 4 exons.
AGCAUUCCCUGAUCACCAUGGUAGACACGUGUUACACAUAAUGAAAACGCCGGGCAUUGGAAUUUUCCCAAGAGGUAAGGGGCUUGUAAUGAAUUAAAGUUGGCUGCUCAAAGAAAAAAAAGGGGCUAUAGGAGCAACAAUAACAAAAUGCGUAUAAAUUAAGGCAUCUUUUUUUAUUAUUAUUCUUGUGCGGCAUCCAUAUAAAAAGAUACCCGCGCGCGCUGUAAGGGGGCCAAAUUGAAACCGUCUCGCACAUGAUAUGACUCUUCUGUUGGCGUGUAAUUAGAUCUUUGCAAAGCAAUCUGAUGCAAUACUCGUCACCCUUUGAGUCUCCGCCAAACUCAUAUUUUGUUUUUCUCAAGGAUUUUUUUAUUUUUCUUAAUAUCUAAAAUGUCAUCUAGAAGAAUUCUCCAAAAUGUACUUGUGCAGUCCAUGCGUGUCACUGCCAUGAGAAGCUUGAGAGCAGCUCCCGUUCUCCGUGCUAGUAUAUUGACUAAGGACGUACCUACCUUUACCAGACGUCAGUUCAACAGCCAAGCCAAUGAGUCAGAGAUCUUUAAAGUAGUUGACUUUAACGACAUUCAAAACAUUAUCAAACGAGACGGCAAGGGAUAUGAUUUAAUUGAUGUGCGCGAAGAAAAGGAAGUUGUGCAAGGCGCUAUUCCCACAGCCAAGAACGUGCCAUUGAGCCAAUUUGCAAAUGCAUGGACAUUAUCGGACAAGGAUUUUGAACAGCAAUUUGGAUUCGCAAAGCCUAAAAAGGAAUCCCAAGUGAUUUUGUAUUGUUUGGGUGGUGUUCGUAGUUCACGCGCAGCCGAAUACCUUUAUAGUUUAGGAUAUAACAAUCUCCAAAAUUAUAUCGGUAGUUGGGCUGAUUACGCUGAAAAGGUAAAGGAGAAAUAAGCCUUUUUCUCCUUGUUCAAAUAAUACAGAAUAGUCCCCUUUCACAAGAAAGAUAUUGUUUUAUUUUUUUACCCCUAUUUUGUG